AAAUUUUUUUAAGAGACAAUCAGGUGAUUCUGUUUUUUUUAUGUUUUAACGAGAAUUUAUACUCCAACAGAGUUUCCACACCAGAGAGACAAAAAAAAAUUAACCUGUUGAUAUUACAACUGAUUGAGGUAAUCAUCUCUUCCAUUAUUUUAAAAAAAUUUUUUUGUUCGUGCAAAAUAAGAUCGUAUCCAUAACAUUCGACACAAAAAUGCUACUUUCAUCCGAAGAUGAUGAGGUUAGAACGUGGGCCGACGAUUUAAUUGAUGAUGAAUUCACCGCUGUCAGUUCACAUCAAACGAUUCGUUUGGAUACAAAUGAUUCUAAAUCAUUGCAAAAACAUUUCUCUCUUUAUCAAAAUAAUCAUUAUAUUUAUGGUGUUCUUACCGGAUUCAAUUAUGGCGAUUCUAAUGAUGAACAUUGCCGUAAAAUAUUUUCCGAAGUUUGUUCAUAUUUUCCACUCGAAUUAAUUGAACGUAUUAAUUCUUUAAAAAAUCCUGACCAAGAUGAAUGUUAUGAAACUAUAUUGUUGGAAACAUUUUAUAUAAUUGAACAAUCCAUACGAAAACACAUGGACGAUGUAUUGAGUGAAAAAACGGCGCUAGAACUAACAUUAAGCGGUAUAGAUUCAUCUCAAUAUCCAAAAAUUCAACAAAAACUAAAUGAAUAUACACAAAAAUUAUCGUUUGGCUUUUCAUGUGUGAUAACCAUUAUAAAUACAACAAAGAUCUAUGUGGCCAAUAUUGGUGAUACGCGAGCAAUUCUUUGUGUUAAACAUAAUAAUACGAUUCGAUCACAAGAAUUAUCAACUCGUCAUGAUUUAAGCAAUCCAAAUGAAUUGAAACGUUUGGAAAGUAUUUCAAUUGAAACUGAAGUAUUGAAAUCAAAUCAAAGGAUCGGUAAUAUGGCUCUAACUCGUUGUCUUGGAAAUUUAAAACUUAAAAAUUUCUUUAAAAACUAUCCUGAUUUAUCGUCAGCAACAAGUGAUCCCAUUCUUACGGAACCAAGCCUCAAUUCUACACGUAUUAAUAAUUCUUGCAAGUUUUUGAUUUUAGCUUCGGCCAGUUUAUUUAAGGCACUUCAACAAUGUUUCAAUAGAGAAAAUGUUCUCGAUGAUCUUUUGUUAAUAAUAGAUGAUAAACUUACCGAACGAAAUGAUCACAAAAAUGUUCCUGAUCUAGUUUUGCAGGAUAUUUUUCAAAAAUAUCUAAAUCUUAAUGAACAUCAAGAAUCUUUUCAUUCGAAACCCAUCCUAUUGAUACGAUUAUUCCAUCAUCCAAAUGAAACAGAUUCUACAGCUGAUCAUGAUGCUGCUGAUGAAGAGGCCAAUCAUGACUUAAAAGUAGACAAAACGGUAAUCACACCGAUAAUCAUCAUGAAUGAUGAUAUUAAUCUUGAUCCAUCUAAAUCUAAUGAUUCAGUUGGAAGUUCCAAACAAGAAUCCGAUGAGAUUCCAGCCUAUGUUGAUUUUGUUCCAUUAAUUGAAGCAUUACAAAAACACAACAUUGAUUAUGAUUGUUUUAAUUUAUUUGAUUUUAUAAUUAUGAUUAAAUAGUUGAAGGAUUUUAAUA
This is a messenger RNA of Dermatophagoides farinae (American house dust mite), 1568 nucleotides long. RefSeq names its product TGF-beta-activated kinase 1 and MAP3K7-binding protein 1. Lineage: Eukaryota; Metazoa; Arthropoda; Arachnida; Sarcoptiformes; Pyroglyphidae. Gene Ontology annotation, biological process: protein dephosphorylation. Gene Ontology annotation, molecular function: protein serine/threonine phosphatase activity. The record is from RefSeq and is a predicted model, not a curated record.